AGAAUUGAAAUUAAUCAACUUAAUUGGAUUUAACUGAAAAUGGAUUCCGAAGUAGUGACAAAUGUAAAUGAAACCAAAAGUACGCAACAACAAGUGGUUAAAGAAGAGCCUGAAACUGAACCGGAAGUUGUUAAAGAAAAUGUGAUUGAUCGUCCUGUGACCAGUGACGAAGUAGGUGAAACAGUAGUGGACAAGGCAGCAGACAGUGCCGUUGAAAAUGGCGUGACAACAACAACGACAACAACAGUCGUUGUAAUCAAAAAGGAAAAUGCCAAAGAAGAAGAAGAAGCAGAUCUUAAAAGGGAAACCGAAACAACAACAAAAACAAUUGUUGUAAACAAAAACGAGAUCGAAUCGAAUGAUACUCCUGAUAAUAAAAAUGAAUCAUCAACAACUACAACCACUACAAUUGUUGUUACCAAAAAGGAGCCGGAAGUUGCUGAUAUAUCUGAUAAGGAAAGCAAAACGUCAACAAUGACAACAACAACAAUUGUUGUUGCUUCACCCAAAAAAGAAGAAAAUAUGGAAACAGAAGAAGAAGACAAUAAGGACUCCAGUCCAAGUGCAGAUGGUCCAAGCACAGCGAAAGAAACAUCGAAUAAAACUGUUGUUUUAAACGACAAAGAAGAAGAGGAAAUAGUAGUAGAAGGCGAAGGAGAAGAAGAGAGUGACGAUAAUGAUGUAGAUGAUUAUGACGAAGACAUGGAGACAGUGACCAAGACAGAAGAAAUUGAAGAUGGGCAAGGUCAAUGCAAUAUUCCGGAAAAAUCGGAAGAGGCUGCUAAACCGAAAAUAGAUCAAGAUGACAAUGCCGUUAAAACAAAUAAGGAUAUUAAUAAUCAAAUUGAACAUAUUAUAUCUGAUAUUGAUAUCAAUAUUAAAGCUCAAGAGAAAAUAACUCAACUUAAGGAACAAGAAUUGCUGCUAAUACAAAAACAAAAGGAAUUGGCUAAUCAGAUUCAGCAGCAACAAUUGUUAGCUCAAAAGCUAAUUGCGGAAAAUCAAUUGAAGGAACAGGACCUGCAACGCCAACAAUACUUGCAGCAACAACAGUUGCAACAGCAGCAACAACAACAAAGUCAACAUCAAUAUAAUGAGGAUUGCGCACUAAAAAGCAAACCAGAUCAUUAUAAUACCACGACGGUUCAACGGCAAGAGGUGCAGGAAUCGAACCACAUAUCGAGGACAGUUGAUUUGCGAAAAAUAUUUACUCCAGCGACAGAUGCACCUCAAAUAUUGCCCAAGAACCGAAAGCUAUAUGCCUCAUCAGCAUUUUAUUCACCAACACUGCAUCCCACUGUGGAGGACCAAGUUGAGCUUGCUCGCCGAAUCUCUCAUUCGUUGAGCGACAUAAGCAAUCAAACUUCUAAGGGUCAAACAAUGUAUGUGAAUCGAAAGAAACGCUCAGUUAAAUGGGUUCACGAAGGUUGUGGUCAAGGAGAAGAUGAAAAUAUUGUUGAGACGCGAUCUUUAAGUAAAGAAAACGCUGAAGAUAAUUUGCUGCAGCCGGAACUAAUCAAGCUGGAUAAAAUGCCAUUAAAGCUGGUCAUGAAUCCACGUGGACAAAUGCGCGACUAUAAUUCAUUAAAAGAAUCAAUAAAUAUUGAAUCGGGUCUUUUAUCGCCUGACAAUUGCGCUGAGCUAAUAACUGCGCUGCAACUGCAUAAAGGUCGAGGAGCUGAGCUCUUUGCUAAACGUCGAAGAAAGGCUGACAAUUGGGUAGUCGAUGAGACAAAUGCCGGCAUUCACAGUCCAUCUGGUAUUCCAGAUUAUCAACAAUACCAGGCUAAUAGACCUGGUCCUACCUCGCCAAGCAUCGUGCCAGCGUAUUCGGAUGCUGGCAAGCAUCGCGUCCAAUUGAAUCUUCAUCAGGAUCAGCUAAUUGAGAAAUACUCAAAGCCUGGCGUACAGGUGGUAAAAUCCCCGUGGGAAGCAGCUCUACAAACCGGUUCGGCGAGCACCGCAUUUUUGGAGCAAGCACAAUAUAGAAGUCAAACACCGAUUGUCGCACAGCCAUCACCUGUUCAUUUCACUCAAGAUUUUACCGAUUCACCCAGUUUGCCUGCGUCAUAUGCCAACUCAUCGAAUUAUGUAAAUGAUUCAUAUAAAAGUUCGUUCGAUACUCGUGCCAAAAGUCAAUCGAUUCAGUCAUCCAAUCCACAAAGGGAAUUGGCAUAUAAGCCAAGUGUGGCCCAAGGCUGGGGUGGUCGUAAUGUUGAACUACCAAGAGAGUAUUAUUUCCAAAUCCAGCAACAACCAGAAUUUGAAAAACAUAAUUUCAAUGAUCCAAGGAAUUCUUAUUAUAAUGGUAAUGAACAACUAUUUGUGGACCCCAAUGCCUAUGGAAUUAACAUGCAAUUCCCUCAAACUGAUUUCAAUUUGAAUGAUGACAUCCACCAGCGGCUACAACAGUUAGAACAAUUUCAACAAUGCUUUAUGCAACAGCAAAUGAAACAACUAAAACUGAAAUCAAAUGGAAAUUUGCCUAUGGCUAAAUGUAUUGGAAGUAUGAGCUCUACAAAUACAAAACCAAUCGAACGUUCAGAGGUUCAGCAAGUUGUAGCUGAGGAACGAAGUAAAGCAGAAGAAGCUGGUGAACCAGUCAAUGUGCGUGAAUUGAUAUUCACAUUUGAGCAACAAUCUCUAAGAGAACGUGAACUAACUCCCAACAUCCAAAACGAGCUUUCAAGUGAUAAAAAGCGAUUACCAACUCUAAGUUUGAAUACAUCGAAAAGUUCAACAAAUCAAAUGAAUGAUCAAGACACAAUCAAAGGCCUAUAUGUACCUAAGGAAAUAUCGUUGGCUAGUUACGCACCUCCACCUGUACAGUCAACGCAUAAUUUCCAAAGCUCACCAAAGCCUAUGGACUACUCCGCUAAGGAAUAUGAACUACCAUCAUAUCCUGGUUUCCCCAUAUCGAAUCUAAAGCCUGGUCUAUAUAAUUCAGUGCCGCCCAAAGAGCAGCUAUAUAAUUCAACGAGCUAUCAGAAAUUCCCAUCCAGCUCGGUACAGGCGGGACCACAGGUCAGCUUUAGUCCAUCCCCAUUAUCGUUCGAUAAGCUAUCGAAGUUCCAAGAAUCACCGGAUCAGAGAAAUCAGCGAUAUUUUAAUGGCAACAAACAGCCAGCCUAUAGAGGUGUGCAGAAUGUAUCCCCAACGCCUUUCUUGUCUGGUGGUGCUGGCGGUCAUAAUGACCGAUUACCGAUUUCAUCGCCUACAUAUGGAUCAAAUACAUCGCAUAAUGUUGGAUCUCAACAAGGUCGUGGUGCCAAUCAAAGUUUCAAUAACUCCGCUCGGGGUUGGAACAAAGGAACGAACAAUAUUCAACCAAAUGUCUACCACCCAAAGACUGUAUCAAUUUCUGCGACAGAGAGUCUGCCAUAUUCUGACUUCUGAAUUUAUUAAUUGAUCAGCUUUAAUUGAAUAAUAACUUAUUAUUUUUAUUUCCGAUUACGAUUUACGAUAUGCUCAACUGAUAGUCAACGUAUACAUGCAUACAUACGUACUAUACAUACAUCUAACAUAAACCAACUCCAUUAAACAUAAACAAAUACAUAUUCAUAUAUACCAUAUAUAAGUUUAUAAACACAAUCACACACACAUAUACACACUCAUACUCGCAUAUACAUUCAUACAGGUUCAGAAAUAAUAUGCAGAUAUGUAUGUAUGUAUAUGUUUGAUUUAAUAUAU
Drosophila hydei is the source of this 3690-nucleotide messenger RNA. Its product is annotated as RNA polymerase II degradation factor 1. The transcript is spliced from 12 exons. The record is from RefSeq and is a predicted model, not a curated record. Bases 40 to 3396 code for a protein of 1118 amino acids. Gene Ontology annotation, biological process: positive regulation of actin filament bundle assembly. Gene Ontology annotation, cellular component: actin cytoskeleton; Z disc; nucleus. Lineage: Eukaryota; Metazoa; Arthropoda; Insecta; Diptera; Drosophilidae. Gene Ontology annotation, molecular function: actin binding.